GAGGUCGCGGCCGCUGCGAAACCAAAGGCGGGGAAGACGGGGCGGCCUCUCCUCAGGCGCCCCGCCGCCGUGCCGCCCGCCAAGCAGCCCCCGUCGCAGCGCUCGCUUUCUCAGUUCUUGACCGCGAAGAAGGGCGGCGGCGCACCGCCUGCGAAGGCAAAGGCGAGCGCGGAGCCCAAGGCAAAGGCCAAACAGAAAGCGAAGAAGAAGCCAGCAGCGGCGGCACCUUCGACGGCGGAGGGGGGCGCAGCAGCAGGGGCGGACGAGGCAGAGCCACAGCAGCAGGCUCAGACGCAGCACAACAAGAAGUCGGUUGCAGCCUCGCAAGCACCGCCGGCAGCGGAGGCAGAGGCAGCAGCAAACGCGGAGGGUUCGGAGGAUGCAGAGCCACAGCAGCAGCGUCAGGACGCAGCGCCGACGGAGGCAGAGGCGGCAGCAGAGGAGCCGCAGGCCGCGCCCUCAGACACGUUCGAGGCCGCCACGGACGAAGCAAAAGAUGACUACGGCCGCUUCACGACGGGCUACGACCCACCCUGCCCAGGCCCGACGUGCGCCAAGUGUGGUCGGGAUGCGGAGAGCGUCCGCUUCAGGCUCGCCCAGAAGAGCGCCAACACGUGGUGGUGUGGGAGCUGCAACAGCAAGAGUUCGAUGGUGCAGCGCUGCUAUGCGCACUGGCCACCGCGCUCGUUCGCUCUCAUGCGCAAGGCGGACCAGCAGGCGUUCUGGCGCUCGAUGGACGACCCUUCCAUUGAGAACAACGCUCAGUUCGAAGAGGAGCUUGUGAAGGUCCUCAGCGUCUCGAGGGGGUGCGACGCGGACGCCGCCCGUGCCAACGACGACGUGAGGUACAAUUCCGACUUGAAGCAGGAUUGUUACCGCAUCCGCAUCGAGGGCAGCAGGCAGGAGAACAUCGAAGAGACAGUGAGGCAGGAGCUCCGCCAGAACAGGAAGCCGCCGAGGCCAUCCCCACCGAAGCAUCAGAAAGCCGUGGAGCCACUCCCGCAAAAGACGCACCGCUCGCCGAGCGGUGGCUACGAGGGCCCCACAGGCGCUGGUCGCCGCUCGACGAGUCGGAGCGGCGACGGCGACCGUUCGCAGAACCGCCAGCUGAAGCGGGGCCACUCCAGCAGCGGCGACGGCAAGGACCGCUCCUCCAGCCGCGGCCGCAAGCGCAGCAGCCGCGGCCGCAGGGCGGACAGCCGCCAGAAGCACCGCUCUUCCAGAGGCCCCCGCAGAGCCGACGCGAAGGGCCGCCGCUCGAGGAGCCGCAGGGCGCACAGCGAGAAGGAGAAGGCCCGCUCGAGGAGCCGCAGGGCGCACAGCAAGAAGGACAAGGCCCGCUCGAGGAGCCGCAGGGCGCACAGCAAGAAGGACAGCCGCAAGAAGGGGCGCUCCCAGUCUCGCAAGACGGGUCGCUCCCAGUCUCGCGAGAAGCAGCGCUCGAGGAGCCGCAGCGACCGCGGCAAGAAAGGGAGGGACUCGCGCAGUCGCAUCAGGAGGGAACGCAGCGAGCAGAAACGUGCCCAGAAGGCCAUCAAGGACCGCAAGGCGUUGGCGAUGAAGACGCUGGAAAAGACGGGGUCCUGGGGCGUGCAGCUCGCAUCGCUCCUCGACGGCGAGGACUGCUCCAGGGUGCCGACCUGGGCGGUGAAGAACGCGAAGGACAGCCACAAGGAUAUCUCGAAGCUCAGGGAGGCCGCGAAGACCGCGCUCGAGGACCCCAGGGCGAGCUUGCCGUACGAGGCGAAGGCCCUGGAGGCAGCCCUCGCCGACGCCAAGACCGCUAUCGGUGGCCUGCGUUCGGCCAUCGAGCAC
Molecule: messenger RNA, 1815 nt
Organism: Prorocentrum cordatum
Lineage: Eukaryota; Dinophyceae; Prorocentrales; Prorocentraceae
Source: the annotation of a GenBank genome assembly